Molecule: messenger RNA, 5632 nt
Organism: Orbicella faveolata
Lineage: Eukaryota; Metazoa; Cnidaria; Anthozoa; Scleractinia; Merulinidae
Biological process (GO): negative regulation of DNA-templated transcription; regulation of transcription by RNA polymerase II
Cellular component (GO): histone deacetylase complex; transcription regulator complex
Molecular function (GO): transcription corepressor activity
Source: RefSeq, a predicted model, not a curated record
UCGAACGCGUGGAGAAGUUGGUUUUCUGUUGUGUCGUCAUGUCGGCUCGCGCUACGUGUAAGCUUUGGGCUUGUUUACUCUUUCAACUUGGCUGUUGAUUCCUCGGACGAUUUCAUUUCCUCUGAGAUUUUCAGCCAAGAUGGGAGUGUAAGAUAUGUGUUGUGUGAAUUGCACGCGUUUUCUUUAUCAAGGAAGCUGCAUGUUUAUUGACGGCCAGUUUAGCAGUAUUUGCAUGAAGAAUACACACGCCGCUUUGGUGGAAUUGUCGGUGUGAAAACUUUUCCUCUAAACAAUAGUUCUCUUCGCCAUGCAGAAUGGCGCUCUUUAUUGUAACCUUUGUGGAAAAUGUGAUGUUUUGGCUACCGAUCUAUGUCCUGAAAGAAAGAACCAAGCUUAUUUCCUUGUUUCGUUUUUGCAUAGGUUCAUUUAUAUCGUGAAGCUGCUGAAUUAAUGCGUAGGCAGUGACUAAAUUCAUUUCUUUCUCUUAGGACUAGCACUGUGUUGUUUUCUUUGUAGACUGGUUGUUCCUUUUUUUCUUGCUUAAACGUCGCGCUGUUGAAAGAUGCUCAUCUGGCUUGAAACUAAAAUUAUUCACCGAUCACUGCAAUGUUAACCUUUCAUUGUCUCGUGUUUCACGUUGAAUUUUUCUCCAUCGUUCAGAGUCUCCCUGUUUUUUCUCGUGACUCUGCGUUCUUCUGUUACAUCAUAUCAUUCGCAUAAAAGGACAGUUUUCAAUUGCAUUUGCUUGUCACGAGGACUAGAAAUCGUGUUACGAACGUGUUCUAUCCUGCCGGGGUCAGUCACAGCCAACCCUGAAUGUAAUCAGUUAUCGAACUCCAAUACAUACAAUACGGGUGCUAUUUUUCAAACGUGCCCAAAUAAAGUGCGUGCAGAAUUAGCGGUCUGUUUGGAUUUGCUUCUUCAGAAACGGAACGUUGGAAAAAUUUCAAGAAAAUUCGAAGUUCAAGCCUCGCCAAGUUUCUGCUGACGAAAGUGAAUUACGUCUUUGCUUGUCCGCGUCGUUGCCUCGGCGCUCGUGAGAUAACUACUAUCGGACACGCGGGAAAAACUGGUAGCGUUUCACGGUAUGUCGUUUGAGACUUUUCCUUGUGGUAGCCCAGAAGCUGAAAGCCCUGAAGAACCUGCUCCGUCGCUUUACGUUGAAAAUCCCGACGAGGAACACGAAAGACUGCUUAUCAAAAAGCCGGUGAGCGCAGAACCGUCCAGGCUCGCCGAAACGGCAAAUAUUGAAGAUCAGAUGAUGAGCGAAGAUGAAAUCGCUCAAGUAAAUGCUAGUGGCGAUGCGUUGAAGCUAAAGAACCAAGAAACAGAGACGUCUGGCCAGACUAAAAAGAACACCGAUGAGUCUGAACGGCGCAUUGUGGAAGGCAGUAAAGUUUACGAGAGCUGGAUUCAGUUAAAUCAGUUAAAUUACGGAAAUCCGGCGCCUGGCCAAACGCAUUCCGCAAUUGCGAUCGAUCGCAAACAACAAGGCGAAUUAAGCUUAUCUAGUAGAAUUCUAGAUGCGGAUCGCGCCAGCGUCAUCAUUAAAAGAACGAGUAAAGGGCAAGAGGAGGUCGAAUCGGACUCCGACAAUGAGUCACAAGAUACAACAAGAAAGAUCAGUGCGAGCGAGCUUCGUUGUGACGAGAAUAUUUCUGGUGUGGAUGCGAACGAUGACAAACUGAACUCACUCUCGCAUUCGUCGCGUGCACUUUAUUAUAAUUAUAAUGCACACCACGAGGAUGUCAACAAACUCGAAGACAAAGGGAAUGCUAAAUUGCAGAACAUUCGUGGUGAGUUUAUCCGAGGUGCACAUGGUGAAACGAAGGCUGUUCCGAUUUAUUAUAUGCCUGCUGGCACGUAUCCACACAUGGUCGCCGCUAUGGCUGGAGGAAAUGCUAUCGGCAACACAAACGGGCUUCAAAGAGAGCAGCACUUUGUGCAUGCAGGCACAAGUGAGGUGAAGCGAUUUCCCGGUCAGCGCAUGGAUUACGUUUCAGGUAGACCAGAACAACAAGUCCCUGUGGCUACAAGCACCGUGAACACUAAUGAGGGGAAUGUGUUUGGUAACUUGCAGCAUGGCGCUACUGGACUGCAAUAUGUGGACAGGCGUCUUGUGCAUGCAGGAGGCUAUGCUGUGGUGCCUGGUAUUGGACCCGUCAGAGUUAUCGAUGGGAUGUAUUACCAGGGGCUUCCCAUGGGGGGUGAUCAGAACCGGUACGAGAAUUUUGGAUCAGUGCCUUCAUUUGUACCCAUGGGCAAUAUCCAGGCUGACACAACAGCCUCUCAACCGCAAGCUCAGCUGACUGUUUCAUCAGCUUCCAAUACAGAUCCAGUAAACCAGCGAGGUCAAGAAAAGCUGCUAAAUAGUACCAAGCCUUACACAAGCCCUGUUCAUCCUGAAGUUUCACCAGCAUCCAGCUUGGAGGAGAGAAGAUCGACAAAUUCUCCAGCUAUAAAAAGCGACAGCAGUAGCCCGGCUCCCCCAGCUGGAGAAGACCCUGAAAACAAAAAACACACUCAAGCUAAAGUGAAGGGCAAGCCAAAGCCAACCACCGGGACUGCAAAACCAGAAAUAAAGUGCGAGCAAUGUGGGAAAACAUUUGGUUCCUCUAGCGCUCUUGCAAAACACAAACUUACUCACAGUGAUGAGAGACGAUAUGUUUGCUCAACCUGCGGGAAAGGAUUCAAAAGACAGGAUCAUUUAAAUGGACACAUGGUUACACAUCGUGACAAAAAGCCAUUUGAGUGCAGCUACAGCGAUUGCGACAAGAGCUAUUGUGACAUGCGCUCAUUGCGGCGACACCUUGAGAACCACCAUACUGCUAAUGUGAAUGGCGUCAGUGAUUCUAGAACACCUGGUUCAGGAAGUCCCAGCUUGAAUUGCAGUGAAAAGCUACCAGCAGGUUGUAACAGUGUAGUUAGUAAUGAGCGAGUGGACUCACCCAGAAAUUUAUCAAAACUGGCCAAGGGUAGACCACUGAAGGACAAGACGGAUCACCUCCUAGUCAGUGGUUAUGAUAGCGGUAGGAGCUCAGGUAGAUCAACACCUGGAAGCACCCAUGAGCCUAGUGCCCCCCGUGAAAGGCCCAGUGAUUUGCCUCUGGAAGGAGCAACAUUAAAUUUGUUACGAGAACGAAACAGUGACAGCUUUAGCUCAACUACUUCGGAGGAUGGAGUUGGUCACUCUGCAGAACAGAGCGUACCAGAGAAAGUAACUGAUGCGUCUACACCUCAGUCGGCAGUUGACUUAUUAAAGCAGGCUGCCGAUCGUGUCAAAGUGCAGCAGACCUCACGCAGUGCUAACGAAAUGUGGCAAGAAAGGUUCCAGCAACAACCCUAUAUGGUGUAUCACCCAGAUGGAAAUUCUUAUCAACAAUGGUACCCCACGGCAGUAUAUGCCCAAGAUCCACGCUUUGUCUACCAGUAUCACUCCAUGUUUCCACCAGCUGUCUAUCAGGUACCUGUUAAUCCUGUCAGUGGUUUAGUUCCUGACUCACGUCAAAGGAUGAUGAGUGACUCGGAGACACCCACUGAGAUGACAAAGACAGUUGGAGUGUCAACCCAGGCAACGCCAUCACCCUCCCAAGAGUACCGUGCACCCGACACUAUGCAGGCUGCAUACUUCAGGCAACAGCAAGGUGGAAGAAUUGCAGGGACCCCUACUGAUCCUACUGCUGUUGCUGUGGCAACUGCUAAAGAAAUAGGACAUUACCGAUAUGCUGGGGAGAGUUGCUAUGGGGUGCAUCCUUCAGGGACCCAAUGGCAGCCAGUUCGGUAUGAUGAAACAACUAAGGCAUACAAUUCAGCAGCAUCCAUGGGAAAUGGUAAAUCAUUGUACAGUCAUGCUAUGACACCAGAGAGUAAUGGUACCGCAGAAGGUGACCAUGAUUCGAAUCAUGUAGAGACACUUACCAGGGGAACAGAAUUUAGAAGUGGAAAGCUAGAUGAUAGUGAACCAGUGGAAAAGAGGCAACGGAUGUCGGAGGGUAGCCCUGUGGAUAGAAGAGACAUCAAUGGGCCAUCACACACUCAUGUUAAGCUUGAAGAUAACAAUAAUGCACAGGACAAAGGAGACGAUGGGCUUUUCAGAAACCCUGCGCAGAUUGUCACCCCGAGACGGAAACAGAGACCUCGCCCAGAGCCUCUCACCAUCCCUCCGUCAGCCAGCACAACUUACUUUCCAAACCGGCCAGGCUCCCCGGUCAAUCGCAGCCGACCAUGUUCACCACCUUACACACCACCUCCUAUGCUCAGCCCUCGCAGUAUUUACCAUGUGAAUUCUCUGGGGAAUAUAACGCCGCGGCUGAGUGCAUCACUGCAGCUUCCCAUGACACCAGGCAGGCUUCUGCUCAGCAGUCACAGAAGUAGUUUUGAUGUAGACGAAGAUGCUGUUCCAUUCCCUGAGCCAAAAAUCAAUGUUGGUCCUGAGUUUCAAGCAAAAGUACCUCCCUUUGCUGGUUCCAGAGAAGGAGUAAUCCAUGAUGUACACAAAGCAACCAUGUGCUGGAAACCAAUAGAUGAAAAGAAAAGAGCAAGAAGAGAAGAAAUUGAGUCCUACUUGGACAUGGCCUGCUCUGUUGCAGUGUUGGGAGGUGGAUCCAACAAAGAGUAUGCCCUGCACAUCCUUCAUAGAUGUAAUGGCAAUGUCAAGGAUGCUGUUAAACUGCUGCUUUGCCAGAAAUACAUCACACAGCCUGGAGACCCGAUGUAUGACUACCACUACGAAGGAUCUGUCAGGUGGGCCUCUAAGGAACGUCAGGUAUUCAGACAGAAUUUCAGAACAAAGGGCAAGGAAUUUGCUGAGCUUAAAAAAGAUGUUGGGGACAAGAAAACAAUAUUUAACUGCAUCGAGUUCUAUUACCACUGGAAGGCAGCACAUCCCGAAGCGGUACGAGGGAGAACUCGCUACAUUGACUCUGAUUCAGAGGAGGAUUAUGAGGACACAGGAAGUGAAACCAAUAGCAAUCCAUCUUAUUUUGAGUGUGACUUCCCUCAGUGUAAUGCUAAAUUUGUUUCGAGACAGGCUCUAAAUGGUCACAUACGUGUUCAUGGAGGAAGCUUCAUGAAGCCCUCAGAACCAAGGCGUAAUAAAAACCGGAACACCACUGGUCCGUCUGCUAAUGGAGCAAGCUCAGGACAUGUGACUGGGAGGAAGAGGAAGUCUCCAUCACCUGCCCCUGCCGCAGUCGUCCCUGAUUCAAAUAACCCAGAUGGUCCUUUACCUGAGUUUGCAUGUAAAGUUUGUGGAAGAAUAUUUCACAAGAUAAAGAGCCGCUCAGCGCACAUGAAGACUCAUGUCAAAAGACCAGAUGAUGAUGAUAAAUUAGCUGCCAAGUUGGCUGCAUCCAAGAAUCACUGACUUUAGUGAUGUCAUUCCCAAAAUUGAACCUGUUCAUUCAAAAUAUUAAUUCUACAGUUUAAUUGUAUAGCAUUAUUUAUGUACAUGUUAUAACUAAGUUAUUCUUAAUUUAUAUUUUUUGGACCCAAGAGUUGAGGUGAAAAUGGAAAGUUUUCACAUCACUGAUCACUAACUUCUGUAUAGUAGUCUUUACGUGGCGUUAAGAAUUGUUGUCAUGGUGACACACAUUUUGAAAUUGGUGCUCAUUGCAUUACAGCCAUUGUAUUU